Molecule: messenger RNA, 294 nt
Organism: Gaeumannomyces tritici R3-111a-1
Lineage: Eukaryota; Fungi; Ascomycota; Sordariomycetes; Magnaporthales; Magnaporthaceae
Exons: 2
Coding region: 1-294 (97 amino acids)
Source: RefSeq, a predicted model, not a curated record
AUGCACUUUGACCCUGAAAGGGUCGGAGCCGACGACGAGGACGUGAUAUAUACGCGCCCGGCCCGUGGACGCUUUGACCCCGAAAGGGCCGGAGCCGACGACGAAGACGUGAUAUAUACGAUCCCGGCCGAAAGGGCCGGAGCCGACGACGAGGACCAUCGCCCUGUGACACAUAUGCGCACGGCCCGUCGACACUUGUCCCUUGAGAGACUGAGAGUCUUCUUUGACCCGCUGGCGAGGGUUUCGACCAGCGUCCAGAACAACGUCGAGGCCAAGGCUGAGGCGGAUUACUAG